UGCAGAUGGCGGACGGACUACUAGUCUACUAUGCGGGCUAGCAGAUGAUGAGUUCUUGAGAGAGAAAAGCAUGGGGAAGAAAUGAGCCAGACGGAGUUAAUUCUCGACCCUUCUCGUCAUUUUCCCUCUUCGAUUUUCAAUUUGGCCAUCCUCAUGCGAGCCAGAAUGAGGGCAGCAGCUGCAGACGGUUCUUCUCCGGCGAGCACUAACACUAAGAUCGCCCUUGCUGCCGCGCCUCUCCCUAUGGCGAGGGAGAGCGAAGCAAUUCAAUCCCACGGGGAUGGCGAUCGUCUGUACAAGCAACAGGGAAACGCUGCCGCUCCUUCACUUCCUCCUCAGAGAAACCUCGACGUAGUUCGAGACGCAAUGCACUCCGCCAUAUCAUCGAGCAAAACUGAACUUCUCGAUGCCGUCCUUCACGAUUUCUCUCAGGGUUACUUUGCCCUCUCUCGUGAUCACCGCCGCAGGCUAUUGCUCAUCCUUGCUAAAGGCUAUGAUCUCAACCGCAAGCAGGCUCGUGAACUGAUGGAUCAGCAUCUGGGUCUCCUGCUUCCUGCUGGUGAUAGAGGUGAAUCUGAUUCCCCACGCGAUGAAGCUAUGCUUUCUGCUUUCUAUCGCAUUGAAAGGAACCUCAGACAGGCUCUCAAGCCUGCCUAUGAGGUCCUCUUUGAGAGACUCAACAACCACCCUGGUGGAUUGAGAUUCCUCUCCACCCUUCGUGCUGAUAUCUUGUCAUUUUUGCAAGACGAAAAUGUUGCAUCUUUGCGGGCUUUAGACGCCAGUUUGAAGGAGAAACUUACUACUUGGCUCAGUCCUGUGGCAUUGGAGCUUCACCAAAUUACUUGGGACGAUCCUGCUUCUUUGCUUGAGAAAAUUGUGGCAUAUGAGGCUGUACAUCCUAUCAGCAAUCUCUUAGACCUGAAAAGACGAUUAGGUGUCGGUCGUCGUUGUUUUGGAUAUUUACACCCUGCAAUACCUGGCGAGCCCCUUAUUUUCAUUGAAGUUGCACUGUUGAAGAAUGUGGCUAAAACAAUUCAGGAAGUUUUGUGGGAUGAUCCUCCUAUUUCAGAAUCUGAGGCCUCGUGUGCAUUAUUUUAUUCCAUAUCAUCAACUCAGUCUGGCUUGGCAGGAAUAAACUUAGGGAAGUUUCUUAUAAAACGGGUGAUCACAUUGGUGAAACGAGAUAUGCCUCACAUUUCUACAUUUGCUACUCUCAGCCCUAUCCCUGGGUACAUGCAAUGGCUGCUUUGUAAGUUGGCAUCUCAGUCGCAGGCACCAUCAGGUGCAUCUGAUUCCCCUUUUAUGGAGAGGUUACUUGAACCAAAGGAAGAAAGUGCCCUCAUAAACUCCUCUAGGGAGACUUAUGCAGGAAAAAGUGGCGCCGAAGUGAUGUUGAACAUGCUGACAUCAACCAACUAUGAUUGGGCCUCCAAUGCUGAAAUGCUUUCAGCAUUGAAGCCUCCACUCAUGAGACUCUGUGCCAGGUACCUUUUGCAAGAGAAGAAGAGAGGCAAAGCCCUAGACUCUGUUGCAAACUUUCACUUGCAAAAUGGAGCGAUGAUUGAAAGAAUAAAUUGGAUGGCUGACAGAUCUGAGAAAGGUCUUUGUCAAAGUGGAGGUAUUAUGGUGAACUAUGUGUACAGGGUGGAGGAUAUCGAAGAGAAUGCUCAAGCAUAUUUCCGAGCAGGCCACAUACAGGCUUCUGAGAAUGUCUGUUGCUACGUCAAGGAGGUCGGAGGCUUGAAGGAGAAUGAUGGGGAAAAGCCACUGUAACUCUGAUCAUCGGGAGACCAAGUAUUUGAAAACAUUGCUAAUCUAAUAUGUACAGUCAAUGGUGGCUCACAGGCUCAGUUAUAAUAAAAGUGGCUUCAACGAGCUAACGCUAUCUUGUGAAAAAAGAUAGCAUGGUCGAUUGCUGGUCUAAGAUUAUUUGGGAAGGAAAUUCUCAGUAUCCUUGGUACAUCCUCCUAUUUGCAGCCUUCAUAUAACCCAUAUGGAUAGGCGAAAAUUUAAGUCAUUGGUGGUGCUUCAUUUCUGAAAGGCAACUAUGUAUAAAAGUUUAUGUUAUAUACAUCUUAGGCAUCUAGAUGCUAUACGAAUCUUUGCACAGGUGCAGGUACAGCCGGUGACUGCAACAGUGAUGGUGAUCUUCUUCCUGGCCAGUCAAGUCUCGUGGCUGGUUUCCGACACGUAAUCUCGCAUGAGGCGCGUAUUGGAGUCGCUAACCUUCUGCAUCAAGUAUAAAGAAGAAGAAUAAUGCAUGGGGUGAGGGGGAUUUGGUUUCUGGCAUUGAAACCUGAAGAGAAACUAAGGAGGAAACUGCGAACUAGGAACCUUGAGGGCUAGUCGAUGAAGGUUGUCCCACUCGAAGUCCAUCUUACAGUAAGCUGAUCGCACCUGCAUAUUCAUCAACACCAACAACUAUUAAAGGACUCGUGAUUUCCAGGCAAUGCCAGUAUAACAGGAUGUCAUUCAUCGAAAGAGUAUUAUGCACGAACCUCUAUGAUUCGCAGAGCUGGUGUUGAAGAAGACAGCAUUGGGAGGCAAAACAGAGUGGGUUAGAUAGAUGCAGAACAGAGGUGGGCUGAAAUUGCAUAGAACAGAGUUGAAUUUCAUUCUCACUCACCCAAACCCUUGUGUCUGGAGGAUUGACGCAUGAGGGCAGCACAGAACUCGUCUCCGUCCUUGAGGGGAUGGCUGUCAAGAAAUUCCAUCAACUCUGCGUGUGCUUCCCGGUUAUAGGCCUGCCCGCCAUCAUCAUCAUCGAGCGUUCGUUCAUUGUUCUCUCGAGAAGGGCGAUAACUAAGGAAACUGAAUUGGGAUAUAAAAACAGGACAAUAAGAAGAACGAACCCUCAGCUGGGCGGAUACAAUCUCGAGCGCAACGUAGGUGAAGAAACUGACGAGGUACUUAGCUGCCUUGGACUCCGGCGACUCUCCAAAUCCAGGAACAUACAUCUUGUGGCAAUACAGUCGACUGCCACGGCAGCUGAUCGAGCGAAAAGCAGUAGACAAUUGGUGGCGGCUUGUGGUGGUGGUGGUGGAGGGAGCUGGGAUUGGUAAUCUGUUGGGGAUGAGUUUGGGUUGUAGAGAGGAGAGCCAUGAUGUUGGAACUACUGUGGUUGCUGAUGUUGCUUCCAUUCCCGGCGCUACUUCUGCUUCUGCUUCUUAUCUGAUUGGAGAAUAGAUGAUUGACUCAGGUUACCCAGAACGAGGCACUCAUUCGUAACCAAAAAACUACAAGGCCAAAAUAUCUUUGCAGAGGUCCCAGUCGUCGUUGUCUCGUUUAAAAGAAUCACAAGUUCACAACAGAAAAGCACAAACCUCCUUGUAAAAAAAAAAAACAGAAAGGCACAAACCACAAAGAUUUGGUACUUGGACUGUUACAUGGCCUUCAGAUCAACAUCAGUGGCCCAAACACAAGCAGGCCGAACUUAUUUAUCAGGUUGGAAGAAUUGGAUUUGUCAAGACC
Linum tenue is the source of this 3471-nucleotide messenger RNA. Lineage: Eukaryota; Viridiplantae; Streptophyta; Magnoliopsida; Malpighiales; Linaceae. The record is from the annotation of a GenBank genome assembly.